AUGGCACAAGUUGACGAUUUCGAGCAGAUAUCCAAAAAUAUAUACAAAAAUCACAAAGAACAUGAGAAAAACAUCAAAGAAAAUAGAGUUAAAACUUCAAUAAUCAGUUUGGCAGACUUUUAUGAGGGUUAUCAGCGUGAGGUAAAGGAAAUAAACGCGGAAAUUACUCCUUCGAAAGAUAAUCCGACUGUGACGGAUUUCGCGGACAUAUUCAAAGCAUUCGAGGAAUAUCCUUGCAAUUUGCAAAAACCAAAGCGCCCCCCAUCAAGAGAACAGCAGCAGCGCAUGAAUUGUACUUUGGCGCGUGAUAUGACUGUGAUCAACUCGCGUGAGCAAUCACCUUGUAGCACCUCACUACAGAAUAUUAUGCGUAACACAGCAGAGCUGCCUUCAGCCUUUGAAAUCUACAAUAACUUUAGAAAUUUUCAGCAAAAGCUCACACGGUUUUUGGCAGAGGUACAGCAACUAGAGUUUGCAAGUUCAUAUGAAACUAAGCUCGAUCAAUUGUGUGCAUUUGGAAAGCAGUUGGAGAAAUUGCGGCCAACCACCAGUAAUGCAGAACAAGCCCUGACGGUUGAAGAAGAAGCGAAACUUCAAACGAUUCUUAGCAACCUGGAGGAGCUUAAUUACAUACGCGAAAAUCAAGAAAUUUUUUCAAAUGGCACGCCCACUGCAAAUGCACAGUCUGCGCGUACUGAAAGCUUCAUGAAUUUAAUAACAUAUUUAUUGAAUACUAUUUCAAAUAUGUAA
Molecule: messenger RNA, 750 nt
Organism: Rhagoletis zephyria (snowberry fruit fly)
Lineage: Eukaryota; Metazoa; Arthropoda; Insecta; Diptera; Tephritidae
Gene: msd5
Product: mitotic spindle density 5
Source: RefSeq, a predicted model, not a curated record